AUGUCACUCUCAAACAUCGAUAUCCACAUGGUCGACAACUUCGACACCCUGGCGACCCACCUCAUACGCCUCACUAUCCUCUCCCUCCUCCACCUCCUGAACCUGACCCCCCUCCUCCACCACCUCGACUCCCUCUCCGCCGCCGAGCCACCCGCACCGACCACCCUCGACACCCUCAUGGCGGCCGGAGAAGCCCGCCUCGCGGCCCAGCGCGCCUCAUCGCAGACGCGCCUCGCCGCGCAGAAAGCGGCACUCGACAUCAAACUCGCCCAUCACGAAGCAGAGAAGGAGCGCCAGCAGGCGGAAUCAGAAGCCCGGCUCGCGGCCGCGAAAGCGGCUGCCGCAUCCAGGAUCGAGCACCUGCAUGCGCCGCGCGCCGGUGCCAAGUCGGGGAGCGACGUUCAACCCAAGCUGCGUGUCGGGUGGCUGCCAUCGCCAAUUCUUGCUGUCAGAGUACAGCUCGACGUACCCCGCGCGCCGCACCGCGAGGAGCGCAGGGGGGUUAGGGAGAGGGCGCGCGAGGCGCGGGGGGUGUGUCGGGAGGUGCGAGAGACGGUUCGGGAUGUGCGGGCGAGUGUGCGCGGGAUGAAGGAGAGGGCUUGGGAGGGGAUGGAGAAGUUGCGGAGGAGGAGGGAUUCGGGGUGUUGGGAGCGGGUGCCGGUGAUCGAGGGGUGGGAUGUGGAGUAUGAGGUGCUGAGGCGGCGCGAGAAGGAGGGCGUCAGGAGCCGGAAGGAGAGGUUUCUGUAG
Molecule: messenger RNA, 747 nt
Organism: Coniosporium apollinis CBS 100218
Lineage: Eukaryota; Fungi; Ascomycota; Dothideomycetes
Exons: 1
Coding region: 1-747 (248 amino acids)
Source: RefSeq, a predicted model, not a curated record